Messenger RNA from Lingula anatina, 1011 nucleotides. RefSeq names its product threonylcarbamoyl-AMP synthase. NCBI's taxonomy places the organism in Eukaryota, Metazoa, Brachiopoda, Lingulata, Lingulida, Lingulidae. Gene Ontology annotation, molecular function: tRNA binding; nucleotidyltransferase activity; double-stranded RNA binding. Gene Ontology annotation, cellular component: cytoplasm. The record is from RefSeq and is a predicted model, not a curated record. Gene Ontology annotation, biological process: regulation of translational fidelity.
GCAGGAGAGCAGGCAUUCUUUUGUUCAGCACGUUGCAGCACUCUGAUGCAAUGCUGGGCAUUGAGAUCUUUGUUCAGUCGUAUUUUCAACAUAUCUGUCAUUCAUUGUGUUGAAAUCAUGUAAACUUGACCAAAUAUCCGAUAUCUCAGACUUAAUGAACGUAGGUGUGAGACGAAUCAGUGGGAUACUGCACCUGCAGAAAUUAGUUUGCUCCCAAGGCCAAGGACAGACAUUGAUGAAAAUGAAUGGCGGAAUCAAGACUCAGGGUGAUAGAGUAGUAUGUGUUGACGACCAAGAUGUAACUCUUCAAGUACAAGUUGCUGUUGAAAGUUUGCAGGCUGAUAACAUUAUUGCAGUACCCACAGACACAAUAUAUGGUAUAGCAGGUCUUGCCCAGAGCGUUACUGCAAUAAACAAAAUCUAUGAGAUUAAGCAAAGAGAUGUAAACAAACCUAUAGCUAUAUGUGUGGGAGAAAUAAAAGAUGUUUAUAAAUGGGGCAGAGUGACAGUGUCAGAAGAGUUGCUGUCAGAGUUACUUCCUGGUCCAGUCACCUUGGUCUUUGAGAGGACAGCACAACUGAACCCCAGCCUCAACCCAAUGACCUGUUUGGUGGGCAUUAGGAUCCCUGACCACACUUUCAUUUCCAGUUUAGCCAGGGCUUGUGGUCAGCCUCUGGCCCUGACCAGUGCCAAUGUCAGUGCCGCUGGAAGUACCCUCAGUGUCCAGGAAUUUGAACAUUUGUGGCACAAAUUGGACAAAGUUUUUGAUGGUGGUAUUUUGGGAGAUGGUCCACUGCAACGUCUGGGCUCAACUGUGAUAGACUUGUCUUGUUAUGGCAAAUACAGGAUUAUCAGACCGGGAAGUGCACAUAAGGCCUCCCUGGAAGUGCUCCACAAGUUUGGUCUAGAGGAAGUGGCCAAGUGAACAUCCACAAACAAGAUGCAGCUCAGGGAUUAUGGGGACACCGGAUGUAUUCUGGAGUGUUGUUACAGUUCACUAAGGUUUCAUGU